Molecule: messenger RNA, 849 nt
Organism: Peniophora sp. CBMAI 1063
Lineage: Eukaryota; Fungi; Basidiomycota; Agaricomycetes; Russulales; Peniophoraceae
Source: the annotation of a GenBank genome assembly
AUGCGUCUCAUUAUCCGUGACGACUCCAAAGCUGUGGGCGAGUACAUCGCCAACUAUAUCGCCAAGCGCAUCAAGAACUUCGGCCCGACUCCCGAGAAGCCCUUCGUGCUUGGUCUACCCACUGGUUCCUCUCCUAUCCCGACGUACAAGGCGUUGAUCGCGCUGGUGAAGGCGGGCAAGCUCUCCUUCAAGAAUGUCGUCACCUUCAACAUGGACGAGUACGUCGGACUGCCGCGGGACCAUCCCGAAUCCUACCACACGUUCAUGUUCCGGGAGUUCUUCUCGCACAUCGACAUCGAUCCCAAGAACGUGAACAUCCUAAACGGUACGGUUGAAGAUCUUAUCGGCGAGUGCAAGGCGUACGAGGAGAAGAUCAAGGCCGCUGGCGGCAUCGAGCUCUUCUUGGGCGGUAUUGGCGAGGAUGGCCACAUCGCAUUCAACGAGCCUGGGUCCUCUCUUGCUUCGCGUACGCGUAUCAAGACGUUGGCGUACGACACGAUCCUCGCCAACGCGCGCUUCUUCAACAACGACAUUGACGCUGUUCCCCGCAUGGCUCUUACCGUCGGUGUUGGCACUGUCCUCGACAGCAGGGAGGUUGUCGUUGUGGUUUCCGGCCAGCGUAAAGCCCUUGCUCUCAGCAAGGCGAUUGAGGAGGGCGUCAACCAUCUCUGGACGCUCUCGGCGCUCCAGAUGCACCCUCAUUCGCUCAUCGUCGUUGACGAGGAUGCAACUGCCGAGCUACACGUCAAGACCGUCAAGUACUUCAAGUCCAUCGAGGCUGUCCAAAACGAAGUCGAGGCAAGACACGAGGCUCUCUACGGAAGGAAUGAGGUCGGUAGCAUGGAGUAG